CUUUUGACUUGGCGGAUCACGCAACAUACGGAUUAACUGUGAACAGUGCAUAACAGAAAAUGAAGCUAAUUUGUUUUUUAAUGAUCGUCAUUUUGGCUGCGGUCGCGCAGGCACGUAGUGACAAAUAUUUUGGUGGGAAAUACCAUGUGCCAACAAAAGCAGCAACAACACGACAGCAAACAACAAAACCAACAGCCAGUAAAGCAAACUUCCCGCAGCGACAAACAACGGCCACUUAUAAACAUCCGAACAGCAUUACGGCCGGCCGACGCGGUGAUGCUGGGCCAAAAGUGCCGAUCUUGCGUAAUGAUCAAGAAAUGAAAAAAGACGGCCGCUAUCACUAUCAAUACGAAACGGGCAAUGGCAUUAGCGGCAUGGAACAGGGCACUGCUGGUGUUGCGAUCAAAGGCGCCUCCAGCUAUGUCUCACCCGAAGGUGUGGCAAUCAAGCUGUCCUACACGGCGGAUGAAACCGGCUAUCAUCCGGUGGGCGAUCACAUUCCCAAGACACCCGACUAUGUGCUGCGCGCACUCGAAUAUAUACGCACACACCCCUUCAAGGUGAUAAAGGCCGGCGAAUUGCGCCCACGUCUGUCCACUGAGAUUGCGCCACCAUUACUUACCCCCCACAAUUCGCGAAAUUUCAACUACAAGACGAGCAGCUUCAACAGCAAGAGCGUUGCGAAGAAGCGUCCGAGUCAACGGAAUGCUAGACGCAACGAUGUGAGGCGCCGUUUUUGAAGUGUGUCUGUUUUACGUCUGCAGUAAAAUGGAUCUCACUCUCUGUUGUGGCGUAGAUAAGAUGAAAAUGUAUUCUAAUUUAUUUAUAAUGAAUUUAACGAAUUCCAUGCACAUUACACAGCUGAAGGGCCGACACACCGACGCACUCAUUCAUAGUCAAUCACAUUCGCACAAGUACAACACUGUUAUAUAUGUAUAAAAAAUGCAAACUGGUUAAAUAAAAUAUUUUAAUUUUAACACU
Bactrocera neohumeralis is the source of this 981-nucleotide messenger RNA. It is a transcript of the gene Pcp, whose product is annotated as pupal cuticle protein. Gene Ontology annotation, cellular component: chitin-based extracellular matrix. The transcript has 2 exons. NCBI's taxonomy places the organism in Eukaryota, Metazoa, Arthropoda, Insecta, Diptera, Tephritidae. Bases 60 to 740 code for a protein of 226 amino acids. Gene Ontology annotation, molecular function: structural constituent of chitin-based larval cuticle. The record is from RefSeq and is a predicted model, not a curated record.